Messenger RNA from Prionailurus viverrinus (fishing cat), 1461 nucleotides. Its product is annotated as protein PRRC2A-like. Lineage: Eukaryota; Metazoa; Chordata; Mammalia; Carnivora; Felidae. Bases 107 to 496 code for a protein of 129 amino acids. The record is from RefSeq and is a predicted model, not a curated record. The transcript is spliced from 2 exons.
CGGGAGCAGCUCCUGCUCAGCGGGGCGGGGGCGGGAGAUCCCGGCCACAUCCACGUCCCGGCCGCUCGGCGCGGCUCAGCCCGGCGACCGCCGCCGCUCACGCUCCAUGCGUUGCACCGCGACGGGCGGCCCAGUGGUGUCGGCGGCGGGGAAGUCACCGGCACGGCUCGUCUCCAGCACUUGUUGCCGCCACUGCCACCGCGCCUCUCACUCCCGGCUCCGGCUCCAGGCGCCGCCACCGCCUCUGGGCGCCCCGUCCGGCCCCGCCUUCGCCCCGCCCCACGCGCCAAUCAGGCCCGGCACCGCCCCUCACGUCACCGCCCAGCCCGGCCCGCCGCCCCGCGCCCCAAGUUUGGGGAAGGCGGUGCGCCAAUCUGUCUGCGAGUUGGCGCCCGAGAUUCGCCCAGUCUCGUGCUUCUCCUCACUUCCGGGGACCAUCUGGGACCCCCAGAGAAUUUCCUCGAGGUUCCACGCGAGUCUUGAAAGCCAGAAAUAAGGUGUCCAGACGCUGCGCCUCCAACUCGCACCGCGGCCCAGAGGGGCUGGGCGGACGCCUGGGAACUGCCUAAAUGGCUGAACUCUGACGCUCACACCUUCGGCUCCCCGCUGCGGGGUGAGGAUUUGGGGCUGACGACACACACCGGCCGAAACACCUGGAACCAUAGACGCAUCCUCCCAGCCCAGCGCCCCCGCUGGCUCGCCAGAGCACUGCAUUUUAAGGCGAGUCCCAGCCGCUGUGAAAACAACUUUGGGGAGCCCCAGGUAAGCCCUGCGCGACCGCGUGGGGAGGUUGCCCAGGUCUGGAAGGCCCUGCGCAGCCAGCUCACCCCGCGCGUACUCGCCGGGAGGCAAACCUGGCGGCAGGCACACUUGAGAGCACCUCCCUCUCUUGGUCCUUAUCUCUUCAGGAAGAAAAAGGUCUCCUUUACAUAGCCAGACUGAACAAUUAAGGACACGACACCCUCAAAUAUUUGCAUUUUUCGGAAGGCUUUCUGAGGUGGAAUUAGCCGAAGGGGAAGGAAUUUCAAAUGUAGGAAUUCAGGCACCUGUGAGCUCAGCCCACUUGACUGUGGACCCUAACUCUUCUCCAAGCUCGGAAUAGAACACUUUGCUGCUGGAUGCACGGAGCCACGUGGGUGCACUCUUCUAGAAACAGGAAUUCAGAGCCAGAUCUGGGAAAGUUUUUAUUUUCAGCCUUCAGACCUUUUUGCUUUUAUGUUGAUCACAUGGUUCUCUUAAGACUGAGACAUAAAAGUCCAAGAAACAAGUUGGAUUUUUGUAUAUUCAUAGAAAAACAAGAAGGAUGCACACCGACUGCUAACCACGGUUACCCCAAGUGUGGGAUUGGAGUGUGGGAAGCGGAGAGAUGAAUUUUAUACCCUUACUGACUUUGAAUUUUGUAUUUUUCCAGUGGUAUUAACUCUCUUAAUUUAGAAAGCUAAUAAAACAUUUUUAAAGAAA